UUUGCAGCAAGUUACAGUCUCAUAUACUCUCCUCUGAACAGUGAAAAAGCUAGCGCUUAGCGUGGUUAAUGGCUAAUACUGCUCCAGCAGUGCUAGCCAGGGUUAGCAGCAGGCUACAGUCCGAUAAUACUCACUUCUGAACAGCGAAAGAAACCUCCACUUAGCAUGGUUAGUGGCUAAUGCUAAUGCUGCUCCAGCAGUGCUAGCCAGGGUUAGCAGCAGGCUACAGUCCGAUAAUACUCACUUCUGAACAGUGAAAGAAACCUCCACUUAGCGUCGUUAGUGGCUAAUGCUUAUGCUGCUCCAGCAAUGCUAGCCAGGGGUAGCAGCAGGCUACAGUCUGAUAAUACUCACUUCUGAACAGUGAAAGAAACCUUAGCAUGGUUAAUGGCUAAUGCUAAUGCUGCUCCAUGAGAUGGACUUGAAUCAACACUCUGGGGAGCUCUCAAGCGCACAGUUAAUGCAACAUUCAUUAUGAUUUAAAAUGAGAAAACACAGUCAUUUGACCAUGAAUGGCUUCACCCAACCAUUAACCAUGAGUGAAAAAAAAGUUUUUUUGUUUUCAUUCAUAUCCUUUGAAAAAAGGCCCAAAAAAAGCAAAAAUUCUGCCGGGGUAUGAAAACUUUUAAAUCCAGCUUUACAAAACCUCAACAUUACUCCCAUCCUGCAGUUUGCAGCUCUCACCACAUGAGAGCAGCACAUAAAUACUGUAUACUCCUUCCAGCCCCAACGCUCCAGCUCAGCCAAUAAGAGUAGAGGAGAGUAAAGGAGAACUGAACAGAAGAGGAGAGAGGAGAAGUGAGGAGAGAAGAGAAGGGAAGGGUGAUGGAGAGAGUGAGAGCCGCAAUCAGAGGAGUGAGCUUGACUGAAGAUGACUGAAGAACACACUCUCAGGCUCUGCUGAUGCUUUCUUCCAACUGAACUAAUCGAGAUGAAUCUUUCUGGCAAGUCAUUAUGGGUGGGGAACUCCUCCCUCUCUCAUCACCACAGCAACACCACACUGUUCCUGAUGGACGGGCCGUGUGGGAGGUCGCUGAGUGUAACCCUCGCUCUGGUGCUUUGCUAUGGGCUGGUGCUCCUCCUGGGGCUACUAGGCAACAUCCUCCUCAUCUGCAUCAUCCUGCGACAUAGGGACCGCCCCAACGUCACCAGCAUCUUCAUCGCUAACCUGUCCAUCUCAGACAUCCUGAUGUGUGUGUUCUGCCUGCCCUUCACUCUCAGCUCGGUUCUGAUGGACCACUGGGUGUUUGGGGCGGUGCUGUGCCGGCUCACGCCUUUCAUCCAGUGCAUGUCCGUCACCGUGUCCGUGCUUUCCCUGGUGUUAAUCGCUCUGGAGCGCCAUCAGCUGGUCCUACAUCCAUCUGGAUGGAAGCCAAGCCCUGCCCAGGCCUGCUACGCCCUUUUGGGGGUGUGGUUUGUUGCCACAGUCACCGCUCUGCCUUUUCUUAUCUUCCAGCUGCUGAGCAGCGACCCCUACAGCGAGCUCCCAACUCCAGAGAACCAGCUGCAGGCCUGCCAUGAAGCCUGGCCUUCCGUACAGGACAGACAGGCCUACAGCGCCGCCCUGCUGGUGUUCCAGUAUUGCGGCCCGCUUCUGCUCAUGCUGUACUGCUACCUGAGAAUUUUCCUGCGCCUCAGACUCCGGCGCCGCCUGCUGGAGCGGCAGGGCAGCCGCGGCCGCGCCGAAGAACGAAGACAAGUCGCGAACAGCAAGCGGGUCAGCAUCAUGCUGGUCACCCUGGUGACGGCGUUCGGGUUGUGCUGGCUGCCGCUGAAUGUGUUCAACACCGUGGCGGACUGGCACGAGGAGGUGCUGCCCAUGUGCCAACAUGACCUUCUGUUCUCACUCUGCCACCUGCUGGCCAUGAUCUCCACCUGCAUCAACCCCAUCGUCUAUGGCUUCCUCAACACCAACUUCCGCAGCGAAGUGCACUCCACCCUGUUGCACUGCCGCUGCCGGCCAGAAGGGGACGAUUACGAGAACUUCCCGCUCUCUGCCGUGAACACGGACAUGUCCCGCGCAUCACUUAAAACCAACUGCAGGAACCACUCCGGCUGAGAAGGUGGCAAAGCUAUGAAGACCCCAGAUCUCAGUGCUAGAUUCUAUUUGCCAAAAAAAGGUUCCAAAAUUAUGUUCCUUAAAGGAGAACUCCAGUGUAAAAUUGACUUUGGGUGUAAAAAAACUUAAUAAAAAGUACUAACCUUUGUUGAAUAGCCUA
Molecule: messenger RNA, 2219 nt
Organism: Astyanax mexicanus (Mexican tetra)
Lineage: Eukaryota; Metazoa; Chordata; Actinopteri; Characiformes; Acestrorhamphidae
Gene: npy4r
Product: neuropeptide Y receptor Y4
Exons: 2
Coding region: 932-2059 (375 amino acids)
Biological process (GO): G protein-coupled receptor signaling pathway
Cellular component (GO): plasma membrane; neuron projection
Molecular function (GO): neuropeptide Y receptor activity; neuropeptide binding
Source: RefSeq, a predicted model, not a curated record